UUUUCUUUUUGCCGAUCCCCCCUCUUCUCCUACACAGGCAGUUAUUAGCAUUUUGUGGGUCUUGGCAAGGGUGAGGAAACAGUCGGCAGAGCAUCCCGCGCAGAAUGUGAAUGGACUUCGCACGUGGAGUGCUUCUGGAGUGUACGACAGCAAAAAUAUUGGUAUGCUGUUCCGCGUGAUCGUCGUGCUUUCUGCGCUGGUGGUUGAGACCCUGGCAUUGCCCAAGCUCAUCAGAAUAGGUGGUAUAUUUGACACAGAGGAUGAGGAGCAAGAAUUAGCCUUUAGAUUAGCUGUGGAAUUUUUCAACAGGGAUACAAUAAUGCGCCGGAAACCUGCACUGGUAGCGCAAGUCGAAAGAAUUAACACGGGCGACAUCUAUGAUGCUAAUAAGAAAGUGUGUGGUCUUCUGGAAAUGGGCGUGGCAGCGAUCUUCGGUCCACAGGAUCACCUGACGAGCUUGCAUGUUGGGUCUAUCUGCGAUGAAGUCGAAGUCCCUCAUGUUGAGACUCGCUGGGAUUAUAAGAAUAGAAGGGAUGAUCUUUCCAUUAAUUUGCAUCCAUCCCCGAGUGUCCUCAGCGAAUCUUUCGUCACCAUGGUGAAGCAUUUAGGGUGGCAGAACUUCUCGCUCGUCUACGAAGGAAAUUAUGGAAUAAUACGAUUGCAGAAUUUCUUGAAAGAAGCCGAAAAAAAUAAAUGGGGAGUGCGGUUAUAUUCCUUGGAUGACAGCAUUCCUUACCGAAAGGUAUUUUGGAAUCUGAAGAAAGAUUUCCACAAUCUCAAAGUAGACAAUAAGAUAGUGCUUGACGUAGGCAGAGAGAUACUCUUUGACGUUCUAAAACAAGCCCAGCAAGUUGGCAUGAUGACUGAAAAUCAGCAAUACCUGAUAACUUCCUUGGAUUUCCAUACCAUUGAUUUGAGUGAUUUCAAAUACGCUAAAUGCAACCUCACUGGUUUUCGCUUGGUACAAGAUUCCUACAACGAUUACCAUCAACUCAUUGAAAGCAUGGCCAGGCGACCUUACAAUUACCGGAAAGGGUUGACACAUGGCAUACGGGCAAAAACAGCAUUGAUGUUCGAUGCGGUGCACCUGUUCAUAUCAGCAUUGGAACAGCUGGACGUGGGAAAAGAGGUGGAGGAAUUCCCCACCAUUUCUUGCUUCGGUGGUGUCAAGAAAGGGACAGACGGAACAAGUCUUAUAAACUACAUGAAAUCGAGCAAUAUACUUGGAAUAACAGGAGGUAUCACUUUUAAUGGGCAAGGGGUACGUUCCAUGUUCCAGUUGGAUUUGAUGCAUCUCACUGAAGAAGGACUUGUGAAGAUGGGCGAGAUGUUACCUGGUCAAAUUGUGAAUAUAACACGAUACGUGGGAUUGGAAGAUUCUUCCACUCAACGUACUUUAAUUGUAACAACUAUAAAGGACAAGCCUCACGUCAUGCUGGUGAAUUCUACGAGGAAGCUGCAUGGCAACGACCAAUACGAAGGCUUUUGUAUUGAUCUCAUAGAGGAGUUAUCUAAAAUCCUUAACUUCAAAUACGAGAUCAGACUCGUCAAAGAUGAAGAAUUUGGGAAAGAGAAGAACGGAAUGUGGACAGGAGUGAUAGGAGAAGUUAUGCAAGGAAAAGCAGAUAUGGCUGUGGCAGGUCUUAGCAUCAACUCCAAAAGAGAGAAGGCUGUAGAUUUUACUUUGCCCUUCAUGAACACUGGCAUCAGCAUUUUGUACCAGAAGCCCACCACCAAGGUCACCUCCCUAUUUUCCUUUCUUUCCCCAUUUUCUGUAGAGGUUUGGACCUACCUCAUGAUUACCGUUUUCGCAGUCAGCAUCGUCACUUUUUUGGUAGGGAGACUCACCCCUUACGAAUGGAUCAAUCCCCAUCCUUGUCGCCAAGACGAUAUUGUGGUGGAAAACACUUUUAAUCUGAGGAACAGUUUCUGGUUCAACAUUGGCUCCAUCAUGCAACAAGGAUCAGAUCUCAUUCCGACAGCCUUUUCAACUCGAACGGCUGCCAGUUUCUGGAAUUUUUUCACUCUCAUCAUGGUAUCAUCUUACACCGCUAAUCUAGCCGCUUUCUUGACAGUCGAAAGAGCCAUCUAUCCUUUCAACAGCGCUAUGGAACUGGCCAAACAAAAGAAGAUUAAAUACGGAUGCGUCGAUAGUGGGACCACAAGAGCUUUCUUUGAAGAUUCAAAGAUACCGCUCUAUGCAGAAAUGUGGGAAGCUAUGAAGAGUGAUCCAACCAACUUAGUCAAAAGCAGUGAUAUGGGCAAGAAAAAGGUGAAGCAGGGCAACUACGCCUUUUUCAUGGAAUCCGCCUCUAUCGAAUACUUAUCCGAAAGAGAGUGCGAUUUGACUCAGAUUGGAGGCUUACUUGACAGCAAAGGGUACGGGAUAGCUACAAAGAAAGGCAACAGGGAAUUAUCAGCUAGACUUUCUGCAGGCAUUCUGAAACUUCAAGAGGAAGGGGUCCUUCAUACAUUGAAAAACAAGUGGUGGAAACAGAAGGACGGUGGCAAGUGCACAGUGAAGCAGUCGAAUACAGUGAGAGAACUCACUCUGGGGAAUGUCGGAGGGGUGUUCGUGGUCCUCAUUUUCGGUUUGGGAGUUUCUAUCGUGGUAGCAUUCAUCGAAUUUAGAUGGAAAACUUUCCAGUGGGAAAAUCCAAAUAAGGAUUCUUUCUGGACGCUGUUGAAGAACGAAAUAAAAUUCACGCUGUCAUUCGACCAGCAGACCAAGCCUGUCCCACAACUGAAAAAGAAAAAGUCAUCCACAACUGAUAACAGCAGAUCUUCAAUGCAGAGUCGAGGAACACAUCGCAGUGGAUCUUGAUCCCGUCACUCCAGAUAAUCUCUGUAUCGUCUGUAAAUAUUCAUCGCUUUGUACAAAUGCUCAUGAACAAAAUAAAAAUCAUUACUAACA
Messenger RNA from Argiope bruennichi, 2914 nucleotides. RefSeq names its product glutamate receptor ionotropic, kainate 2-like. Gene Ontology annotation, biological process: monoatomic ion transport; synaptic transmission, glutamatergic; modulation of chemical synaptic transmission. NCBI's taxonomy places the organism in Eukaryota, Metazoa, Arthropoda, Arachnida, Araneae, Araneidae. The transcript has 15 exons. The coding region runs from base 164 to 2824 and encodes 886 amino acids. Gene Ontology annotation, molecular function: transmitter-gated monoatomic ion channel activity involved in regulation of postsynaptic membrane potential; glutamate-gated receptor activity. Gene Ontology annotation, cellular component: plasma membrane; postsynaptic membrane. The record is from RefSeq and is a predicted model, not a curated record.